Chionomys nivalis (European snow vole) is the source of this 4060-nucleotide messenger RNA. It is a transcript of the gene Rsl24d1, whose product is annotated as ribosomal L24 domain containing 1. The record is from RefSeq and is a predicted model, not a curated record. The coding region runs from base 51 to 542 and encodes 163 amino acids. Gene Ontology annotation, biological process: ribosomal large subunit biogenesis. The transcript has 6 exons. Gene Ontology annotation, cellular component: nucleolus. NCBI's taxonomy places the organism in Eukaryota, Metazoa, Chordata, Mammalia, Rodentia, Cricetidae.
ACUUCCUUUUAAGUUCGGCGCCUGGGAGGUGGGGCCCACGCGGAGUCAACAUGAGGAUCGAGAAAUGUUAUUUCUGUUCCGGGCCGAUCUACCCUGGCCACGGCAUGAUGUUCGUCCGCAACGACUGCAAGGUGUUCCGAUUUUGCAAAUCCAAGUGUCAUAGAAACUUCAAGAAGAAGCGGAAUCCACGCAAGGUCAGGUGGACUAAAGCCUUCCGGAAGGCAGCUGGCAAGGAGCUCACGGUGGACAACUCAUUUGAAUUUGAAAAACGUAGAAAUGAACCUGUGAAAUACCAGCGAGAGCUGUGGAAUAAAACUAUUGAUGCAAUGAAGAGGGUUGAAGAGAUCAAACAGAAACGGCAGGCUAAGUUUAUAAUGAACAGGUUGAAGAAAAACAAAGAGCUACAGAAGGUUCAGGAUAUCAAAGAAGUCAAACAGAACAUCCAUCUUAUCCGGGCUCCUCUUGCAGGCAAAGGAAAGCAGCUGGAGGAAAAAAUGGUACAGCAGUUACAGGAGGAUGUGGACAUGGAGGGCGCUUCCUAAUGGUGCCGCCUGCAGCCAGCCCUGUGCACACUGGAAACCAGUGGAGACUGUUGGUCCCUAAGUUAUCGAUUGGUUACAUAACGUCCCCCAGGCAAAGGUGACUCGCGUGCUUCUCUCUACAGUGCAGCCUGUAAAAACAUCCAUUACGGGUCUCAACUCAAUGUUCUGCUUCACUGUGUUAUGCUCACAGAAACAUGAAAGUUUGUGUGUAGAUGAAGGUGUGAACCCUGGGCAUAACAUGGUUGAAUUGUUGCUUAAUGGCACCAGGCAGCAUUUCUGCACUGACUAUUAUGCUAGUGUGAAAUUUGUAAUAAAGUAAUAUUUUCCUAGCACUAGGAUAGUUUAUUUGUUAGGGUUAUUGAUGCAGAGGUCAUAGCAAGGAACUAACCAUUCUCAUGACAACCCCAGUCUCUUGUUUUGCUUUAGUCUGUUUAGUAUCUCCUUAGAGUAGCAUUAUGGCCUCAUACAGUGCCCCCGUGCUGCUGAGUUAUGCUGGGCUGUCUGCCCCGCUUCAGCUGUGUAGUCGGCAGCUUGUGGGGUGGGGUGGGGCGGGGCUUAAUAAACUUCCUGGAUGGUACCUUGUUACUGCUUUGGAGAAUGCUCAACUCCAAGUUGGGACUUCUGCUCCCUCCACCCCCAAUUCUCUCCAGCCCAGCAAUGGUCUAGAAGCAGAAGAAUCUUGGUGCCUUUUAAAAUUUGUUUUGUGGUUUUCUUUUUCUUUUCUUUUUUUUCUUUCUUUUUUUUUUUUUUUUUUUUUUUUGAGACAGGGUCUCUCUUUUGUGCAGCUUUAGCUGUCCUGGAUCUCACAGAGAUCUACCUGCCUCUGCCUCCUGUAUGCUGGGAUUAAAGGUGUGCACCAUCACACCAAGCAUUUUUGAUUUUCUUAAAAAAAAAAAAACCCAGCCAAACAAAAACUCUUUGUUUUUGGAAAACAGAAUGGAAAGAUGGAAAGAAUGUUGCCUAUUAAUUUGUACAUAAAUAAAACCAUUUCUAAAGUGAGUGCCUACAUAUUUUUCAACUUUUUAAAAUGGAUUCUUUUAUGUCACAUCAUGCAUACAGAUUCUAUUCAUCUACCUGUCUCUUCAUAUCCAUUCUAUCCUUGCAGCCUACCUCCCAAAAUAAAUAAAAUGUUAAAAAAAACCCAAAAAACUAAAACUUACAUUAAAAAAGAAAGGGGGGGGGAACAAACCAAAAGAAAAACGUCUCAUCAUGGAAGGUGUGGUGUGACCCCGUGAGUCACACCCUUUAGUCCAUACAUCUUUACUUGUAUGUGUUCAUUGCAACUGUCCUUGGUCUGGUUCAAGGCCUCUAGCUUCUACCACACUCAGUACUGGCCCUCCCUGGGACUCCUCUUGGAUGUCCUGUUGUUGGCUAGUGUCAUGGAGGUCCUGCAGCUUUGGAUCUGCACAUCAGGCCCCUUCACAUGCUCUAGCAGUUUAUAGAUGAGGUAGAUGUUGGGGUGGCCCUGCUCACAUCCCUGGUUCUGGGCCUGGGUGGUAGAUGGUUUGGUCAGCCUGCCAGUUUUCCCUCAUCGACACCGCCAGGGUGAGCUCUUGAGCAUUGCCUGGGCUAGUUCACUCAUUGCUACAGGCGGCAAGGAGCAGGGCUGGUUCUGCUCUCAUGCCCGUGGGACCAGCUCACCUGCACCCACACCACCAGGGCCUACUUUCCCAAUUGCUGCAGUUGGUGAGGUGCAGGACCAGCUCUCCUGCUCCUUUGCCCCUGCUCCAGCUCUUACCUGCUGCAGGUGGCAAGGGAUGAAGGUGGGAGGGUUGGAGUAGGGCAUCUUUCCCUCACCUAUGCCACCACAUGGCAGAUGGGGGUGGUGGUGAGGUUGGCUCUCAUAUCUCACACCCUUGGCCAGCCAUCUGCACGCACACACACACACACAUCCCCGGCUCAACAGCCCUAUUGUGUUCUCUGGGAGGGGUAUGGGGCCCACUCUCCCAUUUUUCCUAUUUAAAGGUCCUAAGCAAAAGUACCAUGUGUCUGCUCCUUUGAAGAGACGACCUACACAUUAUAAGUAGGAUUAGUUAAUUAAAGGGCAAUAUGUAAUUCAUAAUUCUUGGUAGUUUUUAUGUUAUAACUAUGUUAAAAAUAGUAAGCUUGUGUAUUAAAUUUUAUAGGACCACAUUUAGAAUAAAUUAGGAAUCUUUAGGAUUAUAUUGUUAUAAAAUAAUGACUAAUCUUGUUUUUUUUGAGACAGGGUCUCAUGUAUCCUAGGCUGACCUAUGUAGACCAGGCUGUCCUUGAACUCACAGAUUUCUAUCUACUUCUGCUUCCUGAGUUCUGGGAUUAAAGGUGUGUGCCAUGCCUAACACCUUUCUGUUUUUGUUAACAUUUACUUAUUUCAUGUGGGUGAGUGUGUCACAUGUGUGAAGGUAAGAGGACAGCUUAAGGGAGUUGAUGAACUCAGAUCCCCAGGCUUGGUGGCAAGCACGUUUACCCACUAAGCUUCCUCACCAGCCCCCAGUGUUGCAUUUAAUUAUAGGCAGUGAAAAUGUGCAUCUGCCUGUGGACAGUGUUGGGAGACCUAUGUGCCUGUUUUUUUCCUCUUUUCUUGAUUAGUAAGUUGAAUUACAAGAACUUGAGGCUUCUGGAGAUGUAGGGUCAUAAGCUUAAGAGUGAACACUUGCGUAGUGCAGAAAUGCUCGCCAGAAACUACCUCAAGUAGUCUGAUGGAGGAAGGUCAUUGGCUAAUAAAGAAAUUGCCUUGGCCCAUUUGAUUGGCCAGCCUUUAGGUAGGUGGAGUAAAUAGAACAGAAUGCUGGGAGGAAGAGGAAGUGAGCUCAUCUUAGCUCUGCUCUCUGGGGCAGACAUGAUGCCCCUCUUCUCCAGAGCAGAUGUGAUGAAGCUCCCACCCAGGAUGGACGUAGGCUAGAAUCUUCCCGGUAAACGCACCUAGUGGUGCUACUUAGAUUAUUAGAAAUGGGCUAAAUUAAUACGUGAGAAUUAGUCUAGAAGAGGCAAGAUAUAAUGGGCCAGACAGUAUUUAAAAGAAUACAGUUUGUGUGUUGUUAUUUCAGGGCAUAAGCUAGCCGGGCUGCCAGGAGCCGGGCAGCAGGAACGCAACCCACAGCUCCCCACUACAGUAGUCCUAGUGUCCUGUUUUUAAAAAGGAUAUAUUUUAUAAAUAUGUAUGUGCAGCACGUGUGUGCCCGCUGUUCACAGAGGCCAGAAGAGGGUGCUGGAUCUCUGGAACUGAAGUUACAGACUGAACUGCCACAUAGGUACGGGGAAUCAAAACUGGGUUCUCUGCAAGAGCAGAAAGGACUUUUAACUGCUAAGACAUCGGUACAGUAUGGCCUGUUUGUAAUUGGUGUUAUUAAAGUGAAUAAGGAUACUAUAUAUAUUCUGCUUUUGUUUUAGUGAGUGUGUUUCAAAAAUGGUAGUGCCAGGAACCGAGUAACUCUGGUGACUCGGGAGCCCACUGCUUUGCCCUGAGAACAGUCAGCUUGGGGAAACUGACUGCACCGAACUGAAGUGAGUGUAGGGAAAAUAUUUCACAUAAAGUAUUU